AUGCGGCCAUUCUCAAAACUCCUCAAGCCCCCGAGAUUUGCAUUCUCAUUCGUCUCCCAAACAAAUUCCCAUCAUUUCCAUACAAGUGCGCGCAUCAUGUCGUUUGAAACCACCGCCACCAUCGCCUCCUUUGGGGGCAAGAUGCUCAAGCUCAAACACAAGUCUUCAAGUACCAACACUGACAUGGAGCUCAACGUCUUCCUACCUCCCCAAGCUUUCAAGUCUGGAGCCAAGGUCCCAGUUCUAAUCUAUCUGUCUGGUCUCACUUGUACUGCAAACAAUUGCUCGGAAAAGGGCUUCUUCCAGCAUGGCGCAGCAAAGCACGGCAUUGCGAUUGUUUACCCAGACACCUCACCACGAGGUCUUCAAAUUGAGGGCGAAGACGAGGCAUAUGACUUUGGAUCGGGUGCAGGCUUCUACGUUGACGCGACCAAGGAGCCAUGGACCAAGGGCUACAACAUGUACUCAUACAUCACCAAAGAGUUACCAGAAGCCUUGUUCUCAUCAUUCAAGGAGCUCGACUCGAGUAAAGUCAGCAUCACAGGUCACAGCAUGGGAGGUCACGGCGCGUUGACACUGUUUCUCAAGAAUCCCGGCAUGUACAAGUCCGUUUCAGCCUUUGCGCCAAUCUCCAAUCCGAUCAACUGCCCGUGGGGCCAGAAGGCGUUCAAGGGCUAUUUCGGUGAAGACCAACAACAAAAGUGGAAAGAGCACGAUGCGACAGAGCUGGUCAAGCAGUGGAAGGGGCCUUUGGAGAUGCUGAUUGACGUGGGCACCGGAGACAACUUCUACAAGCAGAAACAAUUGCUACCUGAGAACUUCAUCGAGGCAGCCAAGAGCGUGGGCUUGGACAAGGGCAUCCAGCUUCGUAUGCAGCCCGACUAUGAUCACAGCUACUACUUCAUGUCCACGUUCGCAGAUGAUCACGUUGAGUGGGCGGCAAAGCACUUCGGCCAAUACGGCUCAGGCUCGACGCACAAACUGUAG
Plenodomus lingam JN3 is the source of this 987-nucleotide messenger RNA. RefSeq lists its product as uncharacterized. The record is from RefSeq and is a predicted model, not a curated record. Gene Ontology annotation, molecular function: S-formylglutathione hydrolase activity. Gene Ontology annotation, biological process: formaldehyde catabolic process. Gene Ontology annotation, cellular component: cytosol. Lineage: Eukaryota; Fungi; Ascomycota; Dothideomycetes; Pleosporales; Leptosphaeriaceae.